AUGGCUGCCUUUUCUUCCUUGAGGACGUCCACAGCGUCAAAUGAGAGGCUGGCCCGCUUCUUCCAAGUAUAUGCAGCGCAUCGUCCUCUGAUACAACGGAUCUUGAACAUCACCUUCGUCAUCUAUGCUCUCACUUCCACAUAUGCAGGCCUAUCAGGGAAGUCUUCAGGUUCAAGUUCAUCGAAGGCGCGGUCAAAGCAGCAGGAGAAAGGAAAGGCUCAGGCAGGAAAGCAGGAACGAGUCGCGGUCGACGCGCUGUUCUUCCAACGCCUCAAGCAAAUACUUCGCAUUGUGAUUCCUGGGAUCCGAUCGAAAGAGGCUUUACUUCUUCUGAUGCAUUCAAGCCUGCUCAUCUUCAGGACUGCAAUAUCUCUUUACGUUGCUGCCUUGGACGGAAAGAUUGUAGCAAGCUUGGUGCGGGCCCAGCCUCUCCAGUUCUUUUGGAACAUCCUUCGUUGGCUCGUGGUCGCUAUUCCUGCGACAUGGACAAAUAGCUGGCUUUCCUAUAUCCAGAACAAGCUCUCAAUAGCGUAUCGCACGCGUCUCACCCAAGAGGUCAUGAAGCAAUACCUAGGAGAGGAAGGAGAAGGCGCAAAUGGCAAAGUUUAUUACAAGCUUGCUAACUUGGACGACAGAAUAAAGAAUGCCGAUCAGAUGAUUACUCAUGACAUUCAACGUUUUUCCACACAUCUUGCAGCCAUUUAUUCGAACCUCGCGAAGCCUGUCCUUGAUGUCAUCCUAUAUAAUUUUCAACUGUCACAAAACGUCGGCGCGGAAGGUGUUCUCGCUUUGACGUUCUUUGUCCAACUAUCUGCAAUUCUACUGAGGUACAUGACCCCUCCUUUCGGGAUGUACACGGCCCUUUCAGCACAAAUGGCAGGGUCUCUCCGUCAUGCCCACUCCCGCCUCGUUGAGUUCGCCGAGGAGGUAGCUUUCAUGAAGGGAGAGGAGACCGAGAAGAUGCUCAUCGAACGCGAAUACGCGGCUUUGAUCGAGCACGAGAAUAGCGUCCUGCAGCGGCGCUGGUGGUUCGGUUGUGUUGAAGAAGGCAUUAUCAAAUGGCUAUGGGGAAGCUUUGGGCUUGUUCUCUGCGCUGUCCCGGCGUUCUUUAAGAUUCCGGGUGCAGAAGCUCUCGAUCUAGGUGGUCGAACUGAAGGUUUUGUGACGAACCGUCGUCUGUUGCUGUCUUCAUCAGAUGCCUUUGGACGUGUGAUGUAUUCCUACAAGGAUCUUUCGGAGCUGGCGGGAUACACAGCUCGCGUUUCCCUGCUCCUUGACACUAUGAAGGAUGUCCGCAAAGGGAAGUUCGACAAAGCGCUUGUGAAUAGUGCCGCCAAAGAGGAUAAUGCUAUCAUCCUCAAGGGCCGUGGACAUGUCAUUGAAUCUGAAGACAUUCGGUUCGAAAAUGUGCCCAUCGUGACCCCUAACGGCGACAUCCUCGUCAGGGAACUGAGCUUCCAUAUAAAACCUGGGCAAAACCUGCUCAUUGUUGGACCCAACGGUUGUGGGAAAUCAUCCCUGUUCCGCAUCUUGGGUGGCCUGUGGCCUAUCUAUGGGGGAGUCGUUCACAAGCCGGCUGCAUCUCAGUUCAUCUUAAUCCCUCAACGGCCCUAUCUUCCGCUGGGUACCCUAAGAGAUCAGGUCAUCUAUCCGGAUUCGAAGGCUGACAUGGAGAAACGUGGUAUUACCGACGACAAUCUUCGGAGAAUCCUAAGCGUCGUGCAAAUGGAUAAAAUCGUCGAGCGCGAGGGCGGAUGGGACUCCGUUAAGGAAUGGCGUGAGACUUUGAGCGGAGGUGACCAACAGAAGAUUGCUUGGGCAAGACUUUUCUACCAUCAUCCCAAGUACGCCGUGUUGGAUGAGGCAACAUCGCUUGUACCAACCGAGAUCGAGGGCAAGAUGAUGGAAUAUGCGACGCGACUGAACAUAACGCUCCUUACCGUCUCUCAUCGGCCUUCGCUGUGGAAAUACCACGCUCUUAUUCUCCACUAUGAUGGCCAGGGUGGUUAUGUCUUCACGAAGCUAGAUGCCGAGAAGCGCCUGGCCCUACAGGAAGAGAAGCAGGCUUUGGAGACGAAAUUACUUGAAGUUCCGAAGAUAAAGGAAAGACUCGCAGAGCUUAAAGCCUUACAAGAGGUUGCACAACAUUAG
Messenger RNA from Cyclocybe aegerita, 2151 nucleotides. The record is from the annotation of a GenBank genome assembly. Lineage: Eukaryota; Fungi; Basidiomycota; Agaricomycetes; Agaricales; Hemipholiotaceae.